UAAAGUUUAUUUAUUGACCUCUUUACCAUCCUUCGUCAAUCUCUAUAUAUACCAGGUCCUUAAGCACAAGUGCACAACCAUUCACCACCAUAGUUGAAAUCCAUAUCUUCACUAGCCAAAAAUAGUCUGAUCACCGAACUCACCAAGCAAGGCCAUGUCCAAGGUGCUUUGUGUCACUGGAGCUAGCGGCGCCAUCGGAUCAUGGGUGGUUAAGCUCCUCCUCGACCGUGGCUACACCGUCCACGCCACCGUCCAAGAUCUCAAGGAUGAAAAAGAGACCAAACAUCUGGAGGCAAUGGAAGGAGCUAAGGGCCGUCUCCGCCUCUUCGAGAUGGACCUUCUUGACACCAACUCCAUCGCUACCACCGUGAAGGGUUGUAAUGGCGUCAUACACCUUGCCUGUCCUAAUGUCAUUGGCGAAGUCACAGAUCCAGAGAAACAAAUAUUGGAACCGGCAAUAAAAGGGACAGUAAAUGUUCUGAAGGCGGCGAAGGAAGCAGGGGCGGAGCGGGUGGUGGCGACGUCGUCUAUCUCCGCCAUCACGCCGAGUCCGAAUUGGCCAGCUGAUAAGAUCAAGGGAGAGGACUGUUGGACGGAUCUUGAAUACUGCAAGGAAAAGGGGUUAUACUAUCCCAUUGCGAAAACACUAGCUGAAAAAGCAGGCUGGGAAUUUGCAAAGGAAACAGGCUUCGAUGUGGUGAUGAUAAAUCCUGGCACUGCCUUGGGCUCUCUUAUUUCCCCACGAAUCAAUUCCAGCAUGGCUGUGCUUGCUGGCGUUCUCAAAGGUGAUAAAGAGACAUACGAGGACUUCUUUAUGGGAAUGGCUCACUUUAAAGAUAUUGCCUUGGCCCAUAUUUUGGCAUUUGAGAACAAGAAGGCAGCUGGAAGGCACUUAUGUGUGGAAGCUAUUCGUCACUAUAGUGAUUUUGUGGCAAUGGUUGCUGACUUAUACCCUGAAUAUAAUGUGGUUAGGGUGACAAAGGAUACCCAACCAGAGUUGUUGAGAGCAAAUAAUGCAUCCAAGAAGCUGAUUGAUUUAGGUAUAAACUUCACACCUGCUGAACAAAUUAUCAAGGAUGCAGUGGAAUGUUUGAAAAACAAGGGUUAUGUCUAACUUAUCUGCUUUUAGAUGUGGUGAUGGUGUUAAUUGCGCACCCUUCUAUCCUAGUUUGACUCAUUGUUCGUGCCAUUGUCUUCUUUUCAUUUCACUUUCAGUUGUGUGCUUAUAACUAUCAAGUAAAAUAAGGGUGCAUUGUAUCAACAUUUGAACACAGUUCUUAUGUAUGGGAAAUUGUGUUGUGGUUAUCAAUGGAUGAGCGGCUUCAUCUUCA
This is a messenger RNA of Lotus japonicus, 1331 nucleotides long. Its product is annotated as phenylacetaldehyde reductase-like. The coding region runs from base 155 to 1114 and encodes 319 amino acids. NCBI's taxonomy places the organism in Eukaryota, Viridiplantae, Streptophyta, Magnoliopsida, Fabales, Fabaceae. Gene Ontology annotation, molecular function: oxidoreductase activity, acting on the CH-OH group of donors, NAD or NADP as acceptor. The transcript is spliced from 6 exons. The record is from RefSeq and is a predicted model, not a curated record.